UAUUUUCUGGUUUUGUUGUUAUUCUGAUGGAGGAGAAAGUAGUUCAAUUGCUUUUUUUCUGGUACUGCAACAGCUUUCAAAAUCAUAACUGGGUGACAGGAAAUUUGAGAUGAGUUUCCAUAGGAGGAACUAACUUCCAAUUUGCUACAACUGCGUCCCCACUCACCUGAGGUUGGGAAGAAGCAAGGGCGGGGUUUCCCCAGUCAGGCUGCUCCCCGGCCCAGCAGGAAUGCAGUUAAUGAGCAGCUUCUUUCCCUUCAUUCCUCACUUUGCCACCACUUGCCUGGAGAGAGGGAAACUACUGGCUCUGGUCUUCCCACCUCCACAGAACCUGAAUCCUACAAACAACCAAAAUUCCACCCUCACCAACAAGCCUACAGAAAACCAGGCAAUCCUCUUCUCCCAGUUCUUCUUCACACAAGCCUGCAAGUUCUGCCCCCCCCCCCCGCCCUUUGCCUUAGGGCCCCCACUAAACCCCAAGGCUUCUUUGCUUGCUGUGGCAUUUCUUACAGUAACAUCUCGUGCCUGCAAACCUCAUCACCUCAGCUUCACAGCUAAAAACUAGAAAGUAAACAAAAAAAAAAAAAAAAAGCCUCUAAAUAGCCAAAAGAAUGGUCAUAAACUCUGGAGACUAAAGUUCUCCAGCCAUUGUUUUAAAUUUUUAGAACAUUUCUAAGAAGCCCUGUUAACUGGUGGCCCCAGCCUAUUCACAGGCAACACUUGGAAACAACAAAAAGAUCUCUAAUAAGUAGGCUUAAGCACUUCACAAACACAGCUUUUAGUUUAGAGGUAGCAAGUUACAAACACCCCUCAAAAGCCCCUAAGGCACAAGGUAUAAACUUGACUAUGGUAGUUCUAGCCAUGAAACCAUGACUGACGGUCAGGGUUCUUGCUCUGCAGAUAAGCGAGAGGUCAAAUACACUCAAGCCUGCCUGCCUUGUGACAGAGGAGUCACGGCUGAAUUGGACCCAAAUCUCCGUGUCCAAAAACCCUGUUUACCUCCGGUUCUGAGUGUUCUCUUAAAAUAAUGAUGGAAGAUGUACUUCUUAGAGAACCUCAAUAUACCAAACUAGUGAAUGGAUAAAGAAGAUAUGGUGUAUAUAUACACAAUGGAAUAUUACUCCGCGAUCAAAAAGAAUGAAAUCUUGCCAUUUUAGCAACAACGUGGAUGGAACAAGAAUGUAUUGUGCUAAGCAAAAUUAUUCAGUCAGAGAAAGGCAAAUGUAUGCUUUCACUCAAAUGUGGAAUUUAAAAAACAAAACAGAUGAACAUAUGGUAAAGGAAGGAAAAAUAAGAUAAAAACAGAGGGAGGCAAACCAAGAGACUCUUAAAUACGGAGAACAAACUGAGGGUUGCUGGAGGGGCGUUGGGUUGAGGGGAGGAUGGGCUAAAUGGGUGAUGGGCAUUGAGGAGGGCACUUGUUAGGAUGAGCCCUGGGUGUUAUAUGUACGUGAUGAAUCGAUAAAUUCUACUCCUGAAACCAUUAUUACACUAUAUGCUAACUUGUAUAUAUUAAAAAAAAAGAUAACGGAGGCUGUACUUCUUAGAGAACCUCAAUAUACCUAAAAUAUAAAUGUCUAGGUGCUUCCAUAAAUUGAAAAAAUCACAAAUGAGGAAAAAUGGCAAACGCGGUGCUCGCAAACGGAGUAAGCCCCUGAAAACAAAUUUCCUCAAGAGGAGCGUUGGGUCUAGGGUCACUGGCGCUCGGAGGUCCAGCGGGGAGCCCGGCUCCGCCCAGCUGGCAGGGUGAGAAACGUACAGUCAUUGGUCAGGUCCCUCGCACGCCGCCACGAGGCCCCGCCUCCUCCAAGGAAAGUCUACGGGACACACGCGCGCGCAGGCGGCCUCCCCGCCUUAGCCCACCGGAUGAAGUCUGUUUUAGAACCGCUCUCCACACAGCCCCCACCUGCAGACUUCCGGCCGGCUGGUCGAUGCCGCCCCGCCCCUGAGGGCAGGGAUGUUGGGAACCACCAAUCACGGAGCGCAUGUGCUCAGGUCUAAUCUGACUCGUGCACCUGCUGGCUGGAACAUGGAAGAUUUAGAGGAAGAUGUAAAGUUCAUAGCGGAUGAGACCUUGGACUUUGGAGGGCUGUCACCAUCUGACAGUCGUGAGGAGGAAGACAUAGCAGUGUCGGUGACUCCAGAGAAACCGCUCCGAAGAGGACUCUCCAAUCGAAGUAAUCCAAAUGCAGUGGCCCCAGCCCCCCAGGGGCUGAGGCUCAGCUUGGGUCCCCUUAGUCCAGAGAAGCUGGAGGAGAUUCUCCACGAGGCCAACCGGCUGGCAGUUCAGCUGGAGCAGUGUGCCCUGCAGGAGCAGGAGAGCACGGGCGAGGGCCUGGGGCCUCGCAGGGUGAAGCCCAGCCCCCGGCGGGAGACCUUUGUGCUGAAGGACAGUCCUGUCCGAGACCUGCUGCCCACUGUGAGUUCUUUGACUCGGAGCACCCCCUCCCCAAACGGCCUGACACCCCGACUCCGGAGCGGCGAGAAGAAGGGGUCAGUCAGGGUUCUCCGGGCAGCAUCUGGAAAGAGGCCCUCCAGUGUGAAAAGGGAGUCACCCACUUGCAAUCUGUUGCCUACAUCCAAAAGCCCAGCAUCUUCUCCUCUCGCCCGAUCUACUCCUCCAGUCCGGGGCAAAGCUGGGCCCAGUGGGAGAGCAACAGCAAGUGAGGAGACUUGGGCAGCAAAACUGUGGGCCUGCCAGCCGAAUGCCACUCACCAGCCGGAGUGUACCACCCAGCAAAGGUGCCCUGCCUCCAGCUUCUCUGCCACCUCGGAAAGGACUUCCACGACCAAGUGCUGUAGGGCACAGAGUUCCUGUUUCCCAGCGGCCAAAUCUUCCCAUCACUGCUGCCAGUCGCAGCAACCUGCAGCCCCCCAGGAAAGUGGCGGUCUCAGGACCCACCAGGUAAAGAGAUCAGGUCAGCAAGCAAAAAUUCAGGAGCAAACCACUACAGUCACUGCCUGGACUCACCUCUACUCGACCUCCCAAGCCCUCUCAUGGAAGGCAGGCCCUGACUCCAGAAGAUUCUGGCCCAGGAGCAGGAGGAAAAGAUCCCACCAGGGCUGGUGCCCCAGGAGUGAAGAGAUGGGAGAUGGGGUGGAUUAGGGUUGAGCUGGAGGGGAAUCAAACUCUGUGGGUUGAAAGAGGAUUAGGAAAAAGAGGUCACCUCCCAACAGUGAAAUUAACAAGCAGAAAAUGAGAAAUGCAGGAGAGUGGUUUGUCCUCUUCCACCCCCCACUCUUGUGUUCAGUCCCAGAGAGUUUGAUCUUCUUCCCAGGCUUUGGCUCACUGGACAUUUACAUGUGAAUGGCCUCUGUAGCUAACCUCCCUGCUCUCUGAGGAACAGUCCUGAAUCACAUCCUCUACUGGAUGCAGGCCUGUUUGGAGAGGCAGAGGCAGGCACCUGGUCUCUAGAACUUAUUUCCUGUGAAUUCUGUGACUCUUAAGAGGCCAGUUUAUGAUAAGCUUACAUCGAUCUGCAUUUUUCUAAAAUAAAAUGAAUGUAUUUUUAUAAUC
Molecule: messenger RNA, 3517 nt
Organism: Acinonyx jubatus (cheetah)
Lineage: Eukaryota; Metazoa; Chordata; Mammalia; Carnivora; Felidae
Gene: PSRC1
Product: proline and serine rich coiled-coil 1
Exons: 8
Coding region: 1958-3106 (382 amino acids)
Biological process (GO): mitotic metaphase chromosome alignment
Cellular component (GO): microtubule cytoskeleton; spindle microtubule; spindle pole
Molecular function (GO): microtubule binding
Source: RefSeq, a predicted model, not a curated record